GACUCGUGUCAUUAACUCAACUAAAAAGGAAGUAAAACCCACCACUAAACAAAACCAGUUAAAAAAAGUACGAAAUCCUUCCAGAAUUGAUAAUCUUGUACCAUAUAAUAUAGCUGAUGAUAUCCUAUCAAAACAAUCUUUUGCAACUCUAGGGCAGUGGUUACAAAUACCAGCCUAG
Molecule: messenger RNA, 178 nt
Organism: Funneliformis mosseae
Lineage: Eukaryota; Fungi; Glomeromycota; Glomeromycetes; Glomerales; Glomeraceae
Source: the annotation of a GenBank genome assembly